This is a messenger RNA of Sycon ciliatum, 3125 nucleotides long. RefSeq lists its product as uncharacterized. NCBI's taxonomy places the organism in Eukaryota, Metazoa, Porifera, Calcarea, Leucosolenida, Sycettidae. The coding region runs from base 1889 to 2575 and encodes 228 amino acids. The transcript is spliced from 2 exons. The record is from RefSeq and is a predicted model, not a curated record.
CGCAUUUGCAGCGCUUGUUAGCUCUGUGCAUGUGGCUCAUUGCAGACUGAUUAUUGCUGAGUCCUAGGCCUUGCGAGUUCCCAGAAGAAACCUAUGAAUUAGCCUCUGGGAUGUAGCUGAUGCUAUUACCGCUCUUUAGAGAUCGGAUAGCUCUAGUCUAGUGCCCUUUUCUGUGGGUUCUCAGUCUGUGGGAGUACUUUCUCUGAGAGUUGUCAUUAUUAACAAAAGAAGGGGGUCGUUUGCAUCUGCUUCUGUAGAUUUUCCCGGGAAGUGGAACCCUGGGGUUGAAGUCAGUAUCUGCAAAACUUAGACUACUACAGAAAACAAUAGCCUGAUCUAUGUGUUCUGUCUUCUUUGAACAUGCGAGUGAGUGUGCGGACAUGUUGGUGCCUGGAGCGGUGAAUGGAUGUCCAGUGGACGCUGUGAUUGAUACAGGAUCCGCCGCUACAUUGUUGUCGAGAGGAAUUUGCCGACCGCCUACCUAAGGAGCUGGAAAAGGAAACCUCUGACCAAGGCCCGAAGUUAAUUGGCGCCAACGGGCAACCACUAGAAGCUGUGGCGUCAGCAAUUGUUCAGUUGGAACUCGGAGAUGCAACCUGUUGGCACCGGGUAAGAAUUGUUAAGGGGUUGCCGCGUGAUUGUAUUGUUGGCCGGGACGUAUUAUCCCACAUUCCUUGCACAAUUUCUUCGGGACAAGGGCGAAUGUUCUUCUCUACCUCCCCCGCCUCAAUCAGUACUGUGGGUUCGGAUUAUGGAGUGUUGCAACUGAAAUCUAAAGUGACAUAGUUGGUCUUUGAUCGCCUCUUGAAGGCAGAUCUGCGGUUGAAGCCCAGUAAGUGUUUCUUGUUCCGCACAAGUGUUGAGUUCCUGGGCCACAUUGUUACCCGUCAGGGGGUUAGGACCGACCCGGGUAAGAUCGAGAGUCGGAAACUGGCCUACCCCUGAAGCAGUUGGAGAAGUGUGUGGUUUCUUGGGAUUCUGUGGGUAUUAUAGGCGGUUGGCCCAAGAUUUUGCCACCAUUGCCCGCCCCUUGUACAGCCUGACGAAAACUGGCCAAGUGUUUUUGUGGACCCCUGACUGUGAAACCGCUUUCCUGAAUCUGAAGACAGUGCUGACAACCGCCCCAGUACUAGCUUACCCCAGGUUUGGGCAAGAUGCAUCACCAUUUCUGGUAGACGUAGAUGCUAGUGGACUAGGGUUAGGAGCAGUGCUGUCUCAGGUUCAGGAAGGUCUGGAACGGCCGAGAGCGUAGGCUAGUCGACUUCUGGCCGAUACAGAAACACGGUACGCAUCCACGAAAAAGGAAUUGUUAGGUUUAGCGUGGGAUGUGCGACAUUUUCGUUGCUACCUGCUUGGUGGACAAUUUGUGAGUCGUACGGAUCAUCGUUCUCUAGAACACUUGGCUAAUUUCAAAAUCCACCGGCGAUUGUGGCUCGCUGGCUGGAAUUUUUGUCUGAAUUUGAGUUCACCAUAUUGUACAGGGCAGGUCGAUCGCACACUAAAGGUGAUGCACUGUCACGCCGCCCUGACGCUUCGACGACGCUGUUCGUAGGGGCCGUGAACAACGACGUUGGCAACAUCCCCGCACCCCUCAUCCGCCGUUUCAACUGGCCGUGGUCAAGAUGGGAAACGGAACAGGAGAAGGACCGAGAUCUCGCCCAAGUAGUGUCCUGGCUAGGUAUGGACUCUCCGCCUUGCCCACAGGACAUGAUGGGUAGCAGUCCUGAGUGUUUGCUUUCUGCUUGGCAUAGAUAAGACCAGGACAACUGCGUACCAUCCACAGAGUGAUGGUCUGGUUGAGAGAUUCAAUCAGACGCUGGAGCGUGGCCUGGCGCACUACGUCUGCCGGAAUCAUCGAGAUUGGGACAUCAAGUUGCCAGCCUUCUUGAUGGGAUACCGCUCGACGCCGCAGACUAGUACCGGCUACAGUCCAAGCUAUCUGCUCUUUGGUCGGGAGCUAUGCCUACCUCAAGACUUGGCAUUUGGAUUACCGCCAGGAGCAGCAUCCGCAGUAGCGUCCCAGCCGGAAUUCGUGAGUGCUCUCCGCCGACGCCUGGAGGACGCUCAUGCGCAGGUUCGGGAGCACUUGGGCAACGUGCACCGCUAUCAAGCGCAUAUCCGUGAUCGUAACGCUAAGGCCGUGACGUUUGCAGCUGGUGAUGCAGUGUGGCUUCUGGUGCCGGCCAUUCCGACGGGUACAACCGCCAAGUUUUCUAGACUGUGGCACGGACCGUACCUAGUCGAGGAGAAGCUCUCCGCCGUCACCUACCGCAUCAAGCUGUCUGAGCCCACGACACGUCGGCUGAUAGUGCACGUCAACCGGCUGAAAAGUUGUCAUCAUCGACCGAGUCGGCUGCAGGAGGUUCACGAACAAGAUGAGUCGGACCCACCGCAGCCCAUGGCAUCCACCCUGACUCCGUCCUACCAGCCUGAUGCCACUGAUGCCGCCGCCCGAGACGAGGAGGACACCGCUCGGGUAUUCGACAGUGCUCCGCCAGUUGGCGUGAUGGAAAGGCGAACCCCGCGUUCCCGCCAUCCACCUCAGCUGUUUGGGAGUCCCGUCUGGCACGAGUAAGGAUUUCAGUGGUAUUGACUGGAUUGGUUGUGGCCAAUAUUACAGCUAGUCUUUGAACAGUUUUUGAUCGGAACUCAAAUUGUGACCUGCACUCGUUUAGUUAAAUUGUUAGCCAUAAUCUUAGUUUAAUUUAUUACGUUACUUAUAACACGAGGACGUGUUCUUUUCCGUGUAAGCGGGGGGAUAUGUCGUAUCCAUACGAUUGGCACGUGCCUUUUAGGCCUCUACGGGACAAGUAUGCCUUAUUUAGUUGUUUUAUUAUUUAUCUAUCUCCCGUAAACGGGUUCAUAAUCUUCUUUAUUUUAUACUUCCCCACAUGGCUCCCGCAACAGUUCGUACGCAUAUUGAUUACGGUGAUACGCUAUUGCAUGCGGGACCAGCAAUCUCGUGGCCAUGGACUUCCAUGGCCGCAACUAGAUCAUAUUGCCUUCUCCUUGCUUUUCUCUCUCUCUCUGGCCUUCCGCCUUCAGGCGGAAGCUUCGGCUUUCGUCUGUCUUGCCUUGUGCUCUCAUAUCGUCUCUUGAACCAAGUUAGCUCCUUUUGAAGAUGU